AUGGCAGCCAAUUUGAUAAAUCGUUUAUGGCAAUCAUUUCUUCAAUUAAAUCUUUUCAAAAAGUCAUCGAGUACUGAUCAAACUCUUUCAAAAGAACUACUUUCUACUCGUAUAUAUGUCUGUUUAUUACUUGUAUCUUUAAUUGCAGUUGCAAUAAUUACUUCAUUUAUGAUUCGAACUAUUGAGAAAACUGAAGAUACACCUUCUCGUACACGAUUUUUACAAUUAACGAAUAGCUAUUCAAAUACUUUGUAUUGUCCAUGUUCAAACCAUGCUAUUACAUACAGUACAUUUGUUACAACUGAAGUUGAUUUUCAUCAAGUUUGUUCAAGUGAAUUUAUUGAACAAAUAUGGAUUGAUAAGUUAUUUACAAAUGAAAAUAUUUCAUUUGAAUCUACAGAAGAUUUUCGUGUUACUUUGAGUUUCUUUUGGCAAAUCAUUGCAGGUUUAUGUAUUGCAAGUCGAAGAAGUUGGGAUGAUGCUGUAGCAAAUUUUAAUACAUCACGUAUUCUUACUCCAGCAGUAUCUGUCGAAGAAACUAUUCGAAGUCAAGUUCAAACAACAUUUAGUAGUCAAAUCAAUUUGACUCAAACAGCACUGGCUCAUACUUUACUUGCUAUUCGUCUUAUGACU
Molecule: messenger RNA, 633 nt
Organism: Adineta steineri
Lineage: Eukaryota; Metazoa; Rotifera; Eurotatoria; Adinetida; Adinetidae
Source: the annotation of a GenBank genome assembly